AUGGGUGUCGUCAUCAACCAGGAGCCCGCCGCUCUCCCCGCAGCAGACCUGUCGCUCUUCCACGCCACAGACGAGCUGCUCUCCAACUCGCCCGUCCUCAUCUUCUACGGGCCUACCUCGACCGCCGCGCAAACCACAAACUCGCGCAUACAGACCCACAUCUUCACCCCGGCCGGUCUUUCGAGCUACGCGCGCCUGAUCGUGUCGCCCACAGCCUCCUUCUACAAUGCCGUCACAUGUCUGCCGCGCGAGGAGCAGGGCGACGAGAUAUGUCGUGGCCUGGCCUUCAGUCUCUACAAAUACUUCGUCGAACUGCCCGCCCAAGUGAAGAGCGCGUGGGAGAGGCGCUACAGCACCAGAGCCAACAUGCACAUGGCCCCCACGCUGUUCUCUGAGCAGCAUGCCGCCAUUGUCGCAGCCAAAAUGGUCAAGGUCGAAAACACCGAGGAGAUCAUCGUCGAUGUGCGCCAUGCACUGGGAGAGCAGAUGCUGUCGUGGGUCGACAUGGAUGUCGUCCUGCCACAGGGCAGCAUACAGAAGGUCAACACACGAGACUCGGAACAAUUCGACGAGCCAGAAGACGACGCUCUCGAGCAGCAGUACGGAUCAUAUGCCCCAGUCAUCAGAUUGUUUGGAGAGUCCACCUUCCUACCCACAUCACGCCUCCGCCGAGCACCCUCCAAAGCCAGCCAACUUAGCCGGUCACAGUCGUUUUCAAGGAAACAAAAGGAGACACUGCGCCGCGAGAUGUGCGAGCUAUUGGACACCGAGGAGAACUAUGUCAGCAAGGUCCACGACUUGGUUAACAACGUCGCCACCGAGUUUCGUGAGAAGGCUAAGCACAGGUCCUCUUCCAGCUCAAGUCCGAAUGAGCAGACGCUUCAAGGCCUGUUUCCACCAAGCCUAGACAAGAUCCUUGAGGUCAACUCCAACUUCUUAGAGGAGCUGCAAGUGAUACUCGAAGAGACUGAGAACGGCGCAAUCCAAGACAUCGAAGAAUCCACGGACGACGUCUUCAUCGCCCCGUUACGAGGCCAAAAGGAUCCACCAGAUGUCACUGGAGCGGCCAGAGUCGCAAAGGCACUUAUCGAAUGGUUCCCCAAGUUCGGCGACUGCUACACUGACUACAUGGCUGCCCAUGGCGACUUCUCGCAGUUGCUGAAGGCCUUUACCAAAGAGCCAGCUUCCAGCUUCUCGAAAAGGGUCUACGAGACCGGUGAACAGCGGCUAACAUCAUUACUCAUCGAGCCCGUGCAGCGCCUGCCUCGCUACAACCUCUAUAUCGACCAGAUCGUGAAGCAGCUACCGGUGAGGCAUCCAGCGAUCAAGGAUUUCCUCAAAGCCAGAGAUAUCAUCUCCGAGAUAUGCUCGAGAGAGGGAUCAGCAGCGCAGCAAAUGAAAAUCUCCGAUCGUUUGCGCAAAAUGGUUUAUCAGUGGCCGUCAACGCUCAGGCCCCAAGGAAGACUGAUCAAUGCCAUCGACUUUGUGGAGCUGACACCACCCUACCAUGGAGAGCUCAGCGGACCAGCCACUACUCCAGGCAUCUUUGUGCUUUUUUCGGAUCAUCUCGUGAUCUUACACAAGCCGAACGACUGCACCGCGACUGCACGUAGUCUAAUGGCUGACCUAGACAGCCCCAAACUUGUCGAAGUUCCGGACGACUCCUCUGAGCUCGUCUUCCACCAGCACCUUCGACUAUGUGACGUAUUUGUCAGCGAGCACGCCGAUUCCAGCAUUGUCCAAUUGUUGUCCCCUACCCCACGCAUAAUUCAAAUGGGACGCCCUCCGACCCCCGAUCGUCAAAACAUCGGCAUUCGUAUGUACUACGUGCAAGGUGCUUAUGAGGGCCGAGCACAAAGAGUCGUCGAAGACCUCACCAAGGCCAGAAUCGAGGGGCGAUUUGCAGAAGCUGAGCGGGAGAGCUUCAAGUGGGAAGUACGAAGUCGGCCUGGGGACCUCAAUUUGUUCUCUUCUGUCACGGAAGAAGCAGGAAAUGCGCCACCUGAGGGCCGCAGGGAACCCUCCAGAAUACAGAUUCUGAUAGAGGCACCAAAAUUCUCCCAACCUAUUGAAGUAGGCUAUGAUGGUAUCGAGGUGGUCGUCAAAAUCUCCAUCCUCGACAAUGGUUUCUACCUCAUGGACAUCAGUGGACCGAAUGGUUACCUCGCACGAGACAAGCUCACCAAAGUAGAAUUUCUGCCCGUGCUGACAAAACGACUGGCCAACUACUUUCAACAGCGCAACAACAUCAAGAACCCGGGCUUAUCCGAAGCGUAUCUCCUUCGCAACCAGCUGAUUUUACAGUCGCUGAAUCUUCGGAUGACAGAUGUGGAGGAGUGGAGAGAGAUGAAGAGCCGACCCGCUUCACCUGUCAAAAUGCUCAGCAACAUUUUUGGUGCUAGCGUCGGCAGAGAAGGCGGAGGGCGAAAACUUCAGCGUAACGCCCAUACUCUUGGAGACAUUCCUCGCAUGCCGCCUCCUUUGCAACUCGCACCGACCCGUACCCAGAGUCGCGAUGGUCCCAGCUCGCGACCAACAUCGUCGAGGAGUGCUGUUCUCGACGAUGCACAACCCAUCGACUCACUCUCCAAGCUGGAAGACUCGUUAGCGAAUAUUACAAUGGCUCUUUCAGCUCGCAAAGGCAACAUUGUUGGUCGUUCUGUUCGGGCUCGAGCCGUUGCAGACGAGCUUGUGGUCAACGAGCUCUACAACUCACUCCUCGAAACGCCAUCGGACCUUGACCUCGCCUCGCAAUCCUCAGUUGAUGUUUUGUUUGCUGUGUUUGAUAAGUUUCUCAAUGUUGCUUGGAAGGAGAGGAUGGGGCCCGUGUUGUCACACGCCACGUUUGUGUCCUUGCAGAUGCGGUCAGACAGCAUGUACCCUGGAGAGUUUGAAGAAUACUUCCGCGCGACCUUCAACAGCCUCGCACCCCAGAACCAACGAGCAACUCGAGUCAUCAUCCAGCUCCUAGCCGAACUGCUCGAUGGUACGAGUAACGAUGGGGAUCGCGGCAUACUGACAGCUGCUUUCGCUGAGAUGAUGGUACCCGCUGGUAACGCAAACGAUUUCAUCUCCCUAGUCGACCGCCUAGUGCAGGAUAUAGACGCCCUCUUUCCAGCCGAGACUCCUGGUUUCUCAACAUCGAACUACGGAUCGAUCGAUGCAAAGGGUCGCGCUAAUGCUGGUGGCUCCAUUAAUUCGAACACUUCUCUGAGGCGGCGGUUUGGCUUUGGGAAUUUGUCAAGAGAAAACAGCAAGUCCGAGAAUGAAUCCAAAGUCAGCUCACUCUGGCGGUCCUUGAGCAAGAAUAGCCACAGCCAGGAGAACUUCUCUGCCAGUGUAUCAAAAUCGGUCGGCCGUUCCAACUCCAUAGACGCUGGCCGCCACUCACCUAAGCGUCCAUCAUCACGAGAUCGUCCGACCGUUCUCGGUGCCUUCCAAUAUGAGAGUGGGAGUCAGAAUAAUCGCUCUUUCUUGGGAACCAUUGGCGAGGUACCUCCUGCCACUUCCAAGCUCGCUGUCCCUACCCAGCCCCGCAAGAAGCGUCGUUCCUCACUAAGUGACCUCAAGGAGCUGCAGUUUACUGACGACGCACCCUCGUGGUCUUCACAGACUCCUCGUAGACCUGAUUCUACCCUACCAAAGAACCGAGGCAGCACCUCACCACCUCGUACGCCUUUGCGGACUGCUGUUUCGUCCCACAAACACACGUCGUCUAUCCCAGCUCCAAUGCGAUUAGGUUCACCUAUGAGGAAAGAGAAUGAGCCUGUCACUUCUCUUCCACGAAGGGGUAGCAUUCAGCCGGAACCACGACCAGUCGAAGCCUUUACGCGUAGAGGCAGCGUGCAACCCAAGCCGGCUACCCCCAGACAGGAGAGUAAAGAUGAGAUCACUAUCAAAUCUUUCACACAAUCAACGUCCACACACUCCAGGAGACGCAAUGAAUCUAUCACUAGUAUACCCACUCUUCGCCCCAUGUCUGGCUCCGUUGCCGGUCUGUCAGAACGUCCAGGCUCUGGAAAUACUGUCAGGCUGCCGCCUUCCACACCCCGAUCUGCCAUCAAAGCCGUUGCUCCCUCAGCAACUACCAACGGAAGUGGUAGUGGAACCGGUGUGACAGGCACGCCGCGCAGACUUCGUAUGCAAUCGCCACAGAAACUCCGUGAGCGACUCCAGACCCAGCAAAAGGAUAUUGAGAGCGCCUCGCACGAUCUGCAGAACGUAUUGAACGACAUUGGUCAUGAGCUGAGUGCCAAGAGCACCCCGCGCCUCCAUCCUCAGACUUCAGCUCCCUCACUAGGAUCUGGCACACCUACCAAAGCACAAUCAAUGACACUAGAGGCUCGCAUAGCUGCUCUCGAAAAACAAGCCAAGGCCACUCUCGACGCUCUCUCCACCCGCGCUGCCACCAUCUCAUCCGAUGUUACUACGUCCCUACAAGUGUCUGAGGCACGUGUCAAGCAGCUCGAUCAACUGUACCGCGACUCCAACGCGGAGAACGAGGCACUGUAUGCGCGCUUCAACGAAGAGCUGGAGAGGGUAACAAGUAGUGCACGCAAAGGGAAGGCCAGCGAAGAAGUCGAUCGCCGAAUGAGAGCUAGCGAAGAGGAGGCCGCGAGGUUGAGAAAGGAGAACGCGAGGCUGAAGAGGGAGGUUGCGGGGUUGAAGGCACAGAUCAGGGAGUGA
Molecule: messenger RNA, 4686 nt
Organism: Ascochyta rabiei
Lineage: Eukaryota; Fungi; Ascomycota; Dothideomycetes; Pleosporales; Didymellaceae
Exons: 1
Coding region: 1-4686 (1561 amino acids)
Molecular function (GO): guanyl-nucleotide exchange factor activity
Source: RefSeq, a predicted model, not a curated record